This is a messenger RNA of Protopolystoma xenopodis, 1152 nucleotides long. The record is from the annotation of a GenBank genome assembly. NCBI's taxonomy places the organism in Eukaryota, Metazoa, Platyhelminthes, Monogenea, Polystomatidea, Polystomatidae.
AUGCUUCGGUGCAUCGGGAAAAAAACUGUAAAACCAGCCGGUAGACUGGCCAAUGAUGUUGUCUGCGACGCCGAUGAGGCGAAGGAGGAGAAUCAAGCCCGGCGAUCUGCCACCUUAUCGCCGCGACAUCGAGCCCUCUCGGAGGGUCCAGCUCUGAAUGGGUCGAGUACGAAGGCUUCUGCUGUCGACCUCGACGAUGACGACGACCUCCCGGCGCCACGAAGACCCAUCCACAGCCAAAAGUCGGCUACACUGUCCGGCGGCACCAUCCCUCCACGAGGAGAGGACUAUCCUGACCACAGCCGUAGUGGCCAGUUGGGAGCUGGCAAUAAUCCGGUUACUGCAUUUUGGCGCCAGAGCAGGGCUCGCGCAGCCUCCCUGACGCGUCGGAUAAAGUCGUUCUCCGCGUCUCGGAGUCAAUCGACGUCGAGACGGGCCUCCAGAGACGUGACGCCGCACAAUGAACCCGAACCCGAGUCCGAAUCCGAGGAGACGCCAACGCCGACGCAGAAUAAGAGUCGACCAGAAUUGCUGCAGCUGUUCAACGGUCACCCGUCGACGUCCGCAGGAGCUGAGAAAUCCGUCGCUAACGACCUCACCCUCGGCUCCUCGUUCAGUCAGACAAAUGGGACGUUGGUCGAUAUAGACGCCACCCCGACUGCGGACUCGGAGGCCGGAAAUCAGCAACGCUUUUUCUUGGAGUCCACUCGAGAAAGUCAGCCUCGAACAGUCGUAAAUACCGAUUUUCCAGGCUGGAACAAGGCAGCGCCCACGGUAGAUACAGACAGCUUGUCCUCGCUGUCGACCCAACCGAUCGGUAGGAAAGACACUAACAUCUCGACUCCUGGCGACGGUACAGGCUCACCCUCUGGGCUAAAAGUCCCCGGUGACAUGGUUUCCAGGACGCCGAACGACCCAAGAAACGCCACAACGCCCUCGCCACCGCCAGACGAGGCUGAUGCAAUGCCGCAGGGCAGUGAAAGUGUUUCAGAACCGGCCCAUCCACAUGCAACAGUUGCUAAGCGGCCGAGAUUCCUGCAGGAGCCGGUGACCUCCAGCGGACAAACCAAUAAAGGCGGAAAUUCACCGAAAUCAGGACAGGUGCGUACAGGACAUACUCUAUUCAGUUUUGUUUGUCACUUUACCAAAUAG